CGGAAAACGACCGCGGUGUGCAUUACUGUAUGUAAAACAUUCCUACAUGUUGCGUAUAUAGACGCUUAGGCCAAUUCAGCAGCCAGCAACCUCUUGCAGUGGUUUCGACGGCAUGUUCCAAACAGCUGCAGCACCUCUCCAAGUGGAAUCAAGCGCUGGCGCAAACUGCUUACAAGGUACUUGCACUAUGCGAGCAACUGGUAAUGGGCAUUCUCUGCAAGCGGUUCAGCAGUCUCCAUGGCCAUGGAGCGAUUGGAAACCAACCGCCCAAGUUGCUGGUUUCCGCUGUGGCCCAAGGCUCGUUUCGGCCAGAGCUUCGUCUCUAGCUAUCAGUGGCAACAUGGACAACAAUUCGCCUGAAGUUGACGUGCGACUUGCUGGCGAUGCGAGAGUGUAUAAGAACGAUGGCAAAGUCGCAAUGUACGAGCCCCUAAGAGUCAUGGAUUGCACGUUUCCUUCUCAAGAGCUGGUUUCCUUGCGUAAGGACCCGCUGUGGUGCGAUAUGCAGCGUCUAAAUGCGACGUCGUUCGCCAUGGCUAUUCCCUCAAGAGCAGUCAACGAAGCCUUCCCUGCGCCAGUUCACCAGGGCAUUCCUAUCCUCAACCAGCAAGCAGCUUUUGGCUUUCUUUCCGGGCCCACCAGGGCGCCAUUUGCCAGCCAGGAUGGCAGCUUAGUUCUCGAUUGCGCGCAAGUUCUUUCCAUGGCCAUGCCAGCGCCAGCGCCAGUACGACCUUUGCGACAGCCAACCCUGAUACCACUCGCAAAUGCAGAUAUAUCAGCCGCGUCAACCAUCACACUCGCGCCCUUACCUUCGGCCUCGUCAACGGUUUUCCCGUGGCCUUGGACUCAAGCCCCACCCCCACCCCCACAACUUCAGCCAGCCUUCCCUAGGCCCCUAAACAACGGCCCCAACCUGUCCCUCCACAACCAUGACAACGCCGCCGCCCAGGUUCCCUGGCACUUGACUCGGCUAUCUGACGACCUCCAGCUAGACGAGAGCCUCCUGGCGGAGAUCGAGGCGGCUCCCUGGCCCUGCAUGGAGACCUCGCCUUUCAACAGCGCCUCAGCCGCAGCAGCACAUGAUGCACAUGUGGCCUCUGCUACGCCUGCUGCGUGUGCUUCGGUUGAUGCUGCAGGCUUAACCCCGCCCACACCCAGCAGCGGCAUCAUGAUGCGCGCUCUCGCGUCGUCAACAGCAGAUCUGCUGCUGCUUCCGGGUCGCUCGAACUCCUUCACUCCGGCAGCGGCAGCUGCAGGUCUGCAACUGUACGGCAACAGCGACCCGAUGAUGACGAUGACGUGGCAACCGCAGCCGGCAUUGUACGGCAUAACGCCAUCAGCAGCAGCGCUGCCGCUUGCCCACAGCCUGCAGCAAACCGCCUCCGGUGCUACGACUCCACCUGCUGCUGCGACCCCUUCCAC
Molecule: messenger RNA, 1422 nt
Organism: Astrephomene gubernaculifera
Lineage: Eukaryota; Viridiplantae; Chlorophyta; Chlorophyceae; Chlamydomonadales; Astrephomenaceae
Source: the annotation of a GenBank genome assembly